Drosophila ananassae is the source of this 2017-nucleotide messenger RNA. RefSeq lists its product as uncharacterized. The transcript has 2 exons. The record is from RefSeq and is a predicted model, not a curated record. Lineage: Eukaryota; Metazoa; Arthropoda; Insecta; Diptera; Drosophilidae. The coding region runs from base 1012 to 1854 and encodes 280 amino acids.
AAUUUUUAGUUCACACCCUUUCGGUCAAGGCCUUUCUAAAUUUGGUUCAUCAUGUUCACCCGAAAGCUUCGCCUGCAAUCGGCCCAUAUGCUGAGGGUUUUCCAGAGGUUCAAAUCCAGUGAGGGGCAGUACGACUGGGGCAACUACGAUGCCAGCUCGGGUGAAUGUUGCAAGAUGCGUGAUAAGGAGAUAGCCGCCUGUUCGUCGGGAAAGAGUUUUUGUCCUUGGCCGGAGAUGGAAAACAAGUGUGUCGGCCGGAGUGUCACUUCCAACUUUUGGGAGAAGGAGUACCCGAAGCGCCUUAAGGAAAUCUACGCGCGGAGCAAAGGCGAACAGGACUGCACCUUAAUAAAGCGUGAUGCUACACUUUACAAGCCGUCGGACAAGAGUCGUCGCUACCAGCGCACCUGGGCCGAGUGUCCACUUAUUUGGCUGCGUCCUAAGCCCUACUGCUGCCCGGAUCCGGAGUACUAUCCCACGGGAAAGCGGCGACCUCAUCCCCCCGCUGAAACCCGGCUAUCGCCAAUCGAAAUGCACCUCUAUCAGAUGGCCCUACUAUGCAAAGCCACUCUUACAGAGCCCGGCUGCCGACCAGGUCGUACUCCUCCCAAGUGCCUUAUAAUCCGCCGGCCCACCAACUGCAAGAAGAAGUGUAGCCCGAUGCCCAGUUUCUCGGAGGCAUGCCGGCACCUGAUGCCCAAAUUUUGUCCUACCGAGUGCAGUUGUUCGGCACCGGCCAGCAUGUGCGAAGCCUGGACCGCUUACCAUGAACGGGGUAGAACCAGAAAAGUCUGUUCUAGGCCCUUAAUAGGGUUCACUCCCUUUAGACCCCGCAUGCGAUUCCCCUGGUAAUGAGACUUUGUUGGGAAUACCAUCUGCAACCCAUUGGUAACCCAUGAGAACGGCAUUUGGAUAGGUGAUGCGAGGCCUUCUACGAAAACCGCAGAGUUUUUAAUUUUUAUUUUUUAGAUUUUGGUUUUCUGAUUCGUUUCAAAAUUCCCCCCAUAAAUUAUGAAGCUGCAGUCAGCACUCCGCGUCAUCUUCAGGCCGGCAACCAGGGGUCUGGCCUGUAAGGUGCCUUCCUUUCCGGAUCCACCUUGCAUCGAUGCGGAUCCCAUGUGCCAUCACGUGUCUUCGAGAGGCUGCCCAGGGGCCAGGAAUGUGAUCAACCGUGAACUGCCGCGCGAGAAGUUCCUGGACAACUACGAGAAGAUGGUGGCGAAGUGCUGCAUUCUGCGAUCGGCUCACCGUGAUCCGUGCGCUGGCCAAAGGAAAAAGGAAAAAGAGCUUCCAAAAGAGCCGGAACCCUUCCGAUCGAUGUGGGAGCCACCCUGCCGGACUGAUCAGCAACCACACUGCACGGAUAUGCUUCCUCGGUUCGAUGCCAUCUACUACACGCCCUCGAACAAGUGCCGGUGCUACCAGCGCACCUGGGUGGAGUGUCCGCCGCUGCACCAGCGCGUUAAGAAGGUGUGCUGUUUGGAUGGCAUAAAGCCGCCGGAGGUUCUCUACCGCAUCAAGGAAGAAUGCCCCAGAACAGCCUGCGAGCGAGACUACAGCAGGCUCAAAAGACUUUGCUCCGCUGUCCACUACGAGCAGGAUCCAACGAGCAAGUGCACCAAGAUGUUUUGGCCCUGUUGCAAGCCGGCGCGUUGCGAAUCGCACUGCAGGGGCAUGAAGCGCCCCACCGGCUGCACGAAGCUGCGAGCCCCCUACCCCUCAUUCUCGGAGCUGCGCAAGAAGUGGGCCCGCCCACGCCGACCCACCGAAUGCCUCUGCCCCGACCCCAUUCCUCUUUGUGUGGCUCUGAGAGCGGCCAAGAGGAUCGAGACCCUGAAGCUAAAGCACGUCUAGCGGGGGACACAAAUUCAAUCAUAAGUUCUGACUUCCUGGGCGAAACUGUAAGGGCUAGUUGUCGUUACUGUUUCGCUCAGAAAGUCAGGACUUAAUACUCAAAAUUACGGCAUUCAAUUUAACAGAAUCCAUUGUACAUAAAUAAACUUAUUUCCAACUCUUA